AAGCGUGUCUUCUCAAUGCCAAACCAACAACAGGGUCGGACACCAGGCUGUACAACCAUCGACCUCGAAGUCUCGGGCGGACUUUGUCAUCAAGACGUAAUGAACAACAUCGCAGAAACGGUCGACCUCUCCCAGGUGAUACCGUAAUUCUAUCUGGGCCGUGUCGCUUCCCCGAGCGGUCUGAAGAAUUGGCUGAUGGGUGGCUACUGCGUAUGCCAUCUCGAAAUUCAGCCGAUACUGACAACAUCGUGUCGCAGCUUGUUUCAGUGCUUUGGGUUCGAUCGAAGUGAGAGGCUGAAGCCUAUCUUGAACCUUCUCGAAAAUGCUCCCCUACGAAGACCGCUACCGCUGCCCCAUCUUGUCACUAGGCGCUCUCCCGAUCUGCUGUGUGCCUACAGCAUCUCUGGAUCCUGCCGGCUUCAAGUUUGUCGGAUAUAUCCAUCAACACCUGUAACGGUUUACAAUCGCGCAAUUGGAUGCAGUUACGUAUGAUGAGGCCGUAAGAGCAAUCAUCCGUAACGGCAAAAGACCAGUUGACUGACUUUUGCGUCGGAAGCGGGGGGGUGGAUGAAGUCGAGAGUACGGCCCUGGUCGUUCAUUCUCCCUCGACGCAUUGACUAGACAAAGAUAAUCGGCAUUUGCUUGUUUAGCGAAUCUUUGUUUAAUAGCCAUGCAAUCCAAUUUUUUUAAUGUUUUUUGAA
Messenger RNA from Colletotrichum destructivum, 701 nucleotides. RefSeq lists its product as uncharacterized. The transcript has a single exon. Lineage: Eukaryota; Fungi; Ascomycota; Sordariomycetes; Glomerellales; Glomerellaceae. The record is from RefSeq and is a predicted model, not a curated record. The coding region runs from base 196 to 492 and encodes 98 amino acids.